AUGGCUUCCUUGUCUUUCACUCCUCACCCACUCGCCUCCUUCGUUGCUUCUAACAAAUUCCGGUUCGGUACCGGUUCGGAGUUCCAGGUUCAGAAGAAUCAAAAACUCAGUUUCACCGUCUGUAGAGCUGGUUCUUCUUCUAUAGCCUUUCGUCACCUCGAUGCUGAUGAUUUCCGUCAUCCUCUUGAUAAACAGAAUACGCAGAUGCUGAGAGCCAUUCCGGGAUUGAAUCAACUCGGAAAAGCUCUUCUAGGAACUGUAACUGAGCAGGUUAUGUUCCUUGAGAAUAUAGGAACAUCUGUCCUUGUCUCCAAAAACCAGCUUUCUGAUCUUCACGACUUAAUGGCGGAAGCUGCUGAAAUAUUAAAUGUCAGUGCCCCUGAUCUAUAUGUUCGUCAAAGUCCUGUGCCAAAUGCAUAUACAUUAGCGAUAAGUGGUAAACAACCGUUCGUUGUUAUUCACACAAGCCUAGUGGAGCUUCUGACAAGAGCAGAGUUGCAGGCUGUUUUGGCUCAUGAGUUGGGUCACCUAAAAUGUGAUCAUGGCAUGUGGCUUACAUAUGCAAAUAUUCUAACCCUUGGAGCCUAUACUGUUCCUGGCAUUGGAGGUAUUAUAGCUCAGACACUGGAAGAGCAGAUACUUCGCUGGCUUCGAGCAGCUGAGUUAACUUGUGAUCGGGCAGCUCUUCUCGUUGCUCAAGACCCUAAAGUUGUCAUCUCCGUGCUCAUGAAAUUAGCCGGUGGAUGCCCAUCUUUGGCUGACCAACUAAAUGUUGAUGCGUUCCUGGAGCAAGCUCGAUCUUAUGAAAAAGCUGCUUCCAGCCCUGUUGGAUGGUACAUAAGGAAUGCUCAAACAAGGCAACUUUCACAUCCUCUUCCUGUUCUACGGGCUAAUGAAAUUGAUGAGUGGUCAAGAAGUUCAGCUUACAAAUCUCUUUUGAAACGUGGAAUACCUAUCAGAUCACAACAACAGAAAUUGUAG
This is a messenger RNA of Vicia faba (fava bean), 981 nucleotides long. The record is from the annotation of a GenBank genome assembly. NCBI's taxonomy places the organism in Eukaryota, Viridiplantae, Streptophyta, Magnoliopsida, Fabales, Fabaceae.